CGGCGCCGGGGGCGGGGCGUGAGGGAGGGAGGGCCGGCGAGAGGGCGGGUUGUGGACUGGCGGAGCCGGGACCCACUCGAGCUACCCGCGGAGAGCGGCGGCCCGACGCCAGUGGAGCCGCAGGCCAGCAGAAAGAAGAUGAGCCUGAAGUCUGAACGCCGUGGAAUUCACGUGGAUCAGUCGGAGCUCCUAUGCAAGAAAGGAUGUGGUUACUAUGGCAACCCUGCUUGGCAGGGUUUCUGCUCCAAGUGCUGGAGGGAAGAGUACCACAAAGCCAGGCAGAAGCAGAUUCAGGAGGAUUGGGAACUGGCAGAGCGACUUCAGCGGGAGGAGGAAGAGGCCUUUGCCAGCAGUCAGAGCAGCCAGGGGGCCCAAUCCCUCACAUUUUCCAAGUUUGAAGAAAAAAAAACCAAUGAGAAGACCCGCAAGGUUACCACAGUGAAGAAAUUCUUCAGUGCUUCAUCCAGGGUUGGAUCAAAGAAGGCAGAAAUUCAGGAAGCAAAAGCUCCCAGUCCUUCCAUAAACCGGCAAACCAGCAUUGAAACGGAUAGAGUGUCUAAAGAGUUCAUAGAAUUUCUCAAGACCUUCCACAAGACAGGCCAAGAAAUCUAUAAGCAGACCAAGCUGUUUUUGGAAGCAAUGCAUUACAAAAGGGAUUUAAGCAUUGAGGAACAGUCAGAGUUUACUCAGGAUUUUUACCAGAAUGUGACUGAAAGAAUGCAGACUCGUGGAAAAGUGCCUCCGGAAAAAGUUGAGAAGAUAAUGGAUCAGAUCGAAAAGUACAUCAUGACUCGUCUCUAUAAGUAUGUGUUCUGUCCAGAAACUACCGAUGAUGAGAAGAAAGAUCUCGCUAUUCAAAAGAGGAUCCGAGCCCUGCACUGGGUUACACCUCAGAUGCUUUGCGUCCCUGUUAAUGAAGAAAUUUCCGAAGUAUCUGAUAUGGUGGUGAAAGCAAUCACAGAUAUCAUUGAAAUGGAUUCUAAGCGUGUACCUCGAGAUAAGUUGGCCUGCAUCACCAAGUGUAGCAAGCACAUCUUCAAUGCCAUUAAGAUCACCAAGAACGAGCCAGCGUCAGCCGAUGACUUUUUACCCACUCUCAUCUACAUUGUUUUGAAGGGCAACCCCCCACGCCUUCAGUCCAAUAUCCAGUAUAUCACCCGCUUCUGCAACCCAAGCCGAUUGAUGACUGGAGAGGAUGGCUACUAUUUCACCAAUCUGUGCUGUGCUGUGGCUUUCAUUGAGAAGUUAGAUGCUCAGUCUUUGAAUUUAAGUCAGGAAGAUUUUGAUCGAUACAUGUCCGGCCAGACUUCUCCCAGGAAGCAAGAAUCUGAGAAUUGGUCUCCUGAUGCUUGCUUAGGGGUUAAGCAAAUGUAUAAGAACUUGGAUCUUCUGUCUCAGUUGAAUGAACGACAAGAAAGGAUCAUGAGUGAAGCCAAGAAACUUGAAAAAGACCUCAUAGAGUGGACAGAUGGAAUUGCAAAAGAGGUUCAAGACAUUGUUGAGAAAUAUCCACUCGAAAUUAAGCCCCCGAAUCAAUCUUUAGCAGCUAUUGACUCUGAAAAUGUUGAAAAUGAUAAACUUCCUCCACCAUUGCAACCUCAAGUUUAUGCAGGAUGAUAAAUAUUUACAUGGGUAGUAUUUAUUUGAGCCUAAAUUGUAGCUAGCCCUUACUACAGUCCAUGAUUGGGAUCUAGACUAUAACUUAAUGCUUAUAAAUGCCAGAGCGUUUUUAAAGGUACAGUUUGUGGGGAUUGUUCUGUUUGUUUUGUUUUGUUUUUCCUGGCAGGGGAAGCUUAGUAAAUAAUAAAAUACUAUUUAUUUGAGUUACUGAAAUAGAUUCAUUUAAGUCUUAUGUGAAAGUUUUGUCUAAAUCUAUUUUUUGUCCAUAAUUUUCCUACGUGCUUCCUCUGUGGCAUUCACUGUGGUUUGGAUUUGGGUAAAUAAUUGCCUUUAAAGGAUAAAACAAAUGAAUGCUACAAAAUGUAUGGUACCACUCUUCUACAGUUUGAAAUAAUUUUAUAAUUGUAAAGAUAGAAGAUAUAUUGAUAAGUAAAUAUGUAAAAUUGUAAAUAUGUAAAAAAAAAAAAAAGGAAUGGUGUCUGCUGUGCAUGGCGUUUCAUGCGUUAAUUUUUUUAGUUUAAAAUGAAGUAUGUUGAAUGUUUGCCUUUAACACCAUUUUAUUUGGUUUGCCCCACUUAAAUGAAUCUAGAAACGUUAGACAUACUGCCCUUAAAAUAUUGACUCCACCUUUAACAAUUUGUUAGCCUAACUUUGAGGUUAUGUAUAAUCAGUCAGGGACUGUGACACCAUUGAGGUUCAGAAUAAUUUUUAGGUCGUAUAAAGUUACUGUUCAAGAUAGUCAUUUGAAGACUUUGAACCAUGCCUCUUGCACCGUCAUCCUCCACUCAUUCAGGAGGUAUUUAUAGAGGUCUUCGUAAAGGAGCUGGUCCUGGGUCUAGAUCAGAAGACAGGAGUGAACGGGCCUCCACUGGCGAGAGCCGAUGGGGAAUUCCUCAGAGCUGUAGCACCCUUCUUUCUGCCUCCGUCUGCAGCAGACCUUUGACUCUAUGGGCAACCCAGACGCAUGUCAUAUAAACCUCUUUCAGGGUUUCUCCACCUCAGUGCUACUGACAUUUGGGGCCUGAGGACUUUUUGUUAUGAGGGCUUCCCUGUGCAUUACAGGACGUUUAGCAGUAUUCCUGGCCUCGAUACCCACUAGACACUAGUGGCAACCCGCACAGUCGUGAAAAAUCUCCUCCAGACAUCACCAAAUGUUUCCAGGGUGGAGUGGGCGCAAAUUCGCCCUCAGUUGAGAACCACUAAUCUAUUGUGUAGACAAGGAAGCUGUCCUCCUUGUGGUUAAUAUGAUAUAACCAAAGAAUAUUGUAUUAAAUGCACAGUGCGGUCAACUGAUACUGAGGCUUUACAGCCACUGGCAGUGUGGAACCGUUUUAAUCCUAAUGGAACCCUUCAUAACCUAAAUACGCCACGUAUGAUCCUCCUUCCAGUCAGUGAUUUCUAUAGAUUAUCAGCGUAGCUGUGAAAUUGUGCAUAAUUCCAGGGCAUCGUUCUGAAACAAGGUCACAUGACACAAGCAGUAUCUCAGUAUCUUCCUAACAGUGUACCACACAGAUUUGUAGUGCAGUAAUUUUGGAAUAAAACUAGGGUGAGUAUAAAACUUUGUAUCCUUUACUUAAAUUUCCCCGUAAGAGCCAUGAGGUUGACAUACCUGUUGUCACAAAGCGCUAAAGGCGUGAAGCAGUUAACCGAGUCAGCCGAUCACUGAGCUCAUGUGGAGUGCAAGGAGUUACUAUCCGAUGCCAGUGAGAAUCUGCACUUAGAAACCCGAGCCCAAGUGAUUUUUGUAGAAAGCUUUCCCCCUUUUCCGUUGUUCUUUUCUAUGUACUUUCUAGGUGCUAAUCCAGGUAUACACACUCUGAAUUCUCCUGGGAAUAUAUACAGUUCUUUUAGUCUUGUACAUUAUGUUUGUUAAAUAAAAUGUGCAUAUCAGCCUCCCACAAAAA
Molecule: messenger RNA, 3524 nt
Organism: Felis catus (domestic cat)
Lineage: Eukaryota; Metazoa; Chordata; Mammalia; Carnivora; Felidae
Gene: RABGEF1
Product: RAB guanine nucleotide exchange factor 1
Exons: 9
Coding region: 139-1617 (492 amino acids)
Biological process (GO): vesicle-mediated transport
Cellular component (GO): endocytic vesicle; cytosol
Molecular function (GO): guanyl-nucleotide exchange factor activity; DNA binding; small GTPase binding
Source: RefSeq, a predicted model, not a curated record